Molecule: messenger RNA, 1419 nt
Organism: Ochotona princeps (American pika)
Lineage: Eukaryota; Metazoa; Chordata; Mammalia; Lagomorpha; Ochotonidae
Product: inositol polyphosphate 5-phosphatase K-like
Exons: 9
Coding region: 1-1419 (472 amino acids)
Biological process (GO): phosphatidylinositol dephosphorylation
Molecular function (GO): phosphatase activity
Source: RefSeq, a predicted model, not a curated record
AUGGUGGAUUCCGUUGCGGGGGCCGCCUAUGAGAGUUUGGUCGACCUACCUCAGCAGCUGCCUGAGGAGUUGGUAGAGGAGCUAUUGGAAGUUGAUGACGUAUGGGCAACAGGCACUCCCAGUAAUGACAGGUGCGGAGACCCGCGUGGGGGCUCCUCCGCGUCUCCACCUCAGCGUGACGUGCCGGGUACCCGCACUCGUGUCUCCAAUACAUCUGCUGAUACUGGCGCUGGUGCUGCUGCCAAGUCUUCGGAGGCGCCCGCUGCAGCAGCACCUGCCACCGCCAAGAAUAUUUCUUCUGCUAAUCCUUCGAACGUCCGCGUGUCUCCUUCCCCUCCUCUUCGCAUGGUGGCCCGUGGCAGCCUACAACGGAAGAGCACUCUCAGUCUGCGAGCGGUACGACAAGGCGAGGAACCCUUGAGGCAGUGGGUUUUGCCUGGCUACGACGUCUACGUCAUAACUCUUCAAGAGACAAUUUCGGACAGCGUCUUCCACGCUAUUACGUUGUUCCUUCGCAAGGAGAAUGGUAUACCAUACCGGCGUUUGCAGGCGGCAGAAGAUAGAAUAUCUGGUUUGGGAGAUGGCGCCUGGACUCAGUUUAAGAGCACAAGCAUUGCAGCAUGGGUACGCGAAGACUAUAUGCAUCCGCGGGGUCCUAUCGAACUAAUUGCCUCUAAAGCAGUGCCUCUGAGUGUCUUCAACGGAUCGAAGGGCGCCGUCUCUGUGCUUCUGAAGCUCUGGGGUCAGCACACAUGCUUCCUUGGUUGUCAUAUGCCCGCCAGUUCUGCCGAAGACCGGGUGCGUGCAAGAGUGUGGAUACUCGGGCGCUUAUGCGAGUGGUAUGGGGGCGUUGCAAACGCAACUCUUGACGCUGUUUUUCACCACGUCAUAUGGAUGGGUGAUUUCAAUUUUCGUACAAAACAAAUUGCAGCAGCAGCAGCAGUGAAAUUGUUGGAGGAUGGACAGCUGGCGGAAUUACUUCAGCACGAUGAGUGCUUCUCUUCGGAAGGCCGAGACCUUCGACAAGCGGGCUUCAAAGAAGCGCCGAUCACAUUUCCUCCCACGUACAAGAAAGCCGACGGACGCCCGCCAGCUGACGUAAGAGACCCUCGCUGGCCGGAAAGAGAGUAUCAAACGAAGUAUACGGUUAAAUGGUACAAAGGACGGCAUCAAGAGGACCGCAUCCCUUCGUGGACUGACCGCGUGUUUACGUGGUCACUUCCUGAGCUGCGCUCCCUGUUGCGGGUUCAGCACGGAAUGUAUUACGCCGCCAUGCCGCGAGAGUCUAGCAACUUCUUGAACGCUAGUGAUCACAGCCCUGUCGCCUGCUGCAUGGAAUGCUUUCCGCUGGACCCGUUCUACUCAAUGCCGCCGGUCUUUUCCAUUGCUGCAUGCGCCCCGCAGCAGGGAUCUUCGUAG